Molecule: messenger RNA, 1451 nt
Organism: Arabidopsis lyrata subsp. lyrata
Lineage: Eukaryota; Viridiplantae; Streptophyta; Magnoliopsida; Brassicales; Brassicaceae
Product: LEAF RUST 10 DISEASE-RESISTANCE LOCUS RECEPTOR-LIKE PROTEIN KINASE-like 2.5
Exons: 2
Biological process (GO): protein phosphorylation
Molecular function (GO): ATP binding; protein kinase activity
Source: RefSeq, a predicted model, not a curated record
GGAGAAAAAUCUUAAGUGUUCGUGUUACAGUGAAUUUUUGGCUAAGUAUUAGCGGGAUAAAUGAUUUUACUUUCCCGCUUAUUGAUUUUCUAUUAUAGCGAUUAUUAAAUGCUAUACAUAGCAACCUAAUUCUAAAAUUGAUCAUUCAUAGCAAUUCAGUAAACCGUGCUAUAGUCAAGUGCUAUCAAUGAAGACUUUUUUUGUAGUGACGUACAAGAGCCAGGAACGUUUGGAUGAAGAUUAUCAUUGGUUAGUUUCCUACUCAGAGACUCUCAAUGAGUGGACUUUGCUCGAUAGAGAAUUCGAAACUCACUAGUUUUCUUGUUCUUUUAGGUGCUAUGGGAGGGGGACUUGUGAUUGUUUUGGUAAUCAUAGCACUAAUGUUACAAAAAGUGAAAACAUGUUGUGUAAGAGAGCAAAACCUUGAGGCGCUUGUACCACUGAAACGUUAUAGUUAUGCACAAGUCAAGAAAAUGACAAAGUCAUUCAGACAUGAAGUUGGGAAAGGAGGAUUUGGGGUUGUGUAUAGAGGAAACUUUUGUGAUGGCCGCAAGGUUGCGGUGAAGGUUUUGAAAGAUUCAAAAGGCAAUGGGGAAGACUUCAUCAAUGAAGUUGCAAGUAUGAGCAGAACAUCUCAUGUAAACAUUGUUACCUUGCUUGGAUUUUGUUAUGAAGGUUCCAAAAGAGCAAUUAUAUAUGAGUUUUUGGAAAAUGGAUCUUUGGAUAAAUUUAUCUCAAGAAAACAGUCAUCGAAUAUGGACUAGGAUGCACUGUAUGGGAUUGCGCUAGGCGUUGCUCGUGGUCUGGAGUAUUUGCACAAUGGGUGCAGAGCAAGGAUUGUGCAUUUCGAUAUAAAACCACAGAAUGUUUUGUUAGAUGACAAUCUUUGCCCCAAAGUUUCAGACUUUGGCCUCGCUAAACUUUGUGAGAAGAAAGAAAGCAUCUUAUCACUACUAGACACAAGAGGAACGAUAGGGUACAUUGCACCUGAAGUGUUUUCAAGAAUGUAUGGGAGAGUCUCCCACAAAUCAGAUGUAUAUAGCUAUGGGAUGUUAGUUCUUGAGAUGAUAGGAGCAAGGAACAAAACAUCCAUAGAAGACUCUGCAUCUAACACAAGCUCAAUGUACUUUCUUGAAUGGAUUUAUAAGGAUCUUGAGAAGGGAUACAAUAAACGGCUUGUCGAGAAUGUAGUCACUAGCGAAGAAGACGAGAUAGUUAGGAAGAUGACAUUGGUGGGUUUGUGGUGUAUUCAAUCUUCCCCAUCAAACCGCCCACCAAUGAACAGAGUUGUAGAGAUGUUGGAAGGAAGCUUGAAUGCUCUUGAAGUCCCUCCCAAGCCUGUUUUGCAGCAUAUUUCAGCGGCACCGCUUUCUGAAUCUUUUGGAAUGUUAGGAGAGAUUUCAAUCGCCUCCGAGGUAUGGAAUGAUUUAUAAACUGGAAAUCACAAUCUU